This is a messenger RNA of Pyricularia pennisetigena, 1461 nucleotides long. RefSeq lists its product as uncharacterized. The transcript has 3 exons. The coding region runs from base 1 to 1461 and encodes 486 amino acids. Gene Ontology annotation, biological process: L-arabinose metabolic process. Lineage: Eukaryota; Fungi; Ascomycota; Sordariomycetes; Magnaporthales; Pyriculariaceae. The record is from RefSeq and is a predicted model, not a curated record. Gene Ontology annotation, molecular function: alpha-L-arabinofuranosidase activity.
AUGCUCUCACUCAAGGCCGUGCUGAGAUUCGCCUCAGUGGCUGUCGCCGUCGUCCUCCCGACGUUGGCGCAGGCACAGGCGCCGAACCCUUCUCUCUCGGUCCGCUCGCCCCCCGUGAGCUACAACAACACGCUGAUAAAGCAGCGCGCCGAUCCCCAGAUCCUCAAGCACACCAAUGGACGCUACUACUUUAUCGCCACCGUCCCCCAGUAUGACCGUGUCGUGAUGCGCCAGGCGGACAGUAUCCAAGGCCUCGGUACGGCCGAGGAGAGGGUAAUCUGGGCUCGCUCACAGUCAAAAGCUGGUGUUGGUUACGUCUGGGCCCCCGAGCUCCACAGAAUUGGCGACAAGUGGUACAUCUACUUUGCCCUGGGCCGCAACUCUGCCUUUGACAUCCGGCCCUUUGUUCUCGAAGGCACGGGCUCCGACGACCCUCUGGCCGCCAGCUGGGCCGAAAAGGGCUUCAUCACCACCGACCUGGACACCUUCUCCCUCGACGCUACCACGUUCGAGGUCAAUGGCGUGCGCUAUCUCAGUUGGGCCCAAGCCGACCCCAAGUUCGACAAUGGUGAUGGCACGUCGCUGUUCCUGGCGCGCAUGACGAACCCCUGGACCAUCGAGCGCCCAUCCGUCGUCAUCAGCCGGCCCGACCAGCCCUGGGAGCGCAUCGGCCACUUUGUCAACGAGGGUUCGUGGGGAAUGGUCAGGAACGGCAAGGUCUUUGUGACGUACUCGGCAGCGGCGACCGACGCCAACUACUGCAUGGGCCUGUUGACUGCCGACCAGGACGCGGAUCUGAUGAACCCGGCCAGCUGGCGCAAGUCGAAGGACCCGGUCUUCGUCACCAACAAUGCGACAUCGCAGUUUGGCCCCGGUCACUCGGCCUUUACCGUCUCGGAUGACAACCAAAGCGAUGUGCUCGUCUACCACGCCAGGCAGUACAAGGACAUUCGUGGCGAACCCUUGGACAACCCUGACCGCCACACUCGCGUGCAGAAGCUCUACUGGCGCUCGGAUGGCACUCCCGACUUUGGGAUCCCCAUCCCCGACGGACCGCACCCCGUUCGCCUCCGCUCCUCGGCCGACCAGACGCUCUACGUCGGCAUCGCGAACAACGCGGUGCAGAGCGUCAAGGACGCACCGGUCCAGAACACGCAGUUCAAGAUUGUCGAGCCGGGUCUCGGGGGCGCCGGGACCAUAAGCUUCGAGAGCACGGCCCAACCUGGCAAGUACCUCUCGGCCGGCGGCGGCUCGGUCAGCCUGACGACAGUCAGCAGCAAAAGCGACGCCGGAGCUCGCAGCAGUGCGUCGUUCCGUCGCGUGGCUGGACUGUCGGACGCGACCGGGGUUUCAUUCGAGUCUGCCUCGCAGACCGGGAGCUACCUCGUCUCGGGCGGGAACGGUGCAGCGGUCUCUGUGGCGCCGUCUACUGGGGCCGAGGCUACGUUCUACUUGGAGUAA